AUGACCAUCACGGAGUACAUUGGAGCCUUAUCCGAUAACCCGUACUUCGGGGCCGGUUUCGGCCUGUUCGGUCUCGGUGCCGGUGCUGCAAUGUUACGUAAAGGACUGCAAGGAGGGUUAAUUUUGUUCCGCCGGCAUUACAUGAUCACUCUUGAGGUACCCUGUCGGGAUAAAUCUUAUCAGUGGUUGCUGCAAUGGAUCACCCAGAAAGGAGCCAGACAUACCCAACAUCUCAGCGUGGAGACUUCGUUCGAACAACGAGACACAGGCCAUGUUAAAACAAAGUACGAUUUUAUACCAUCAAUUGGAACACACAUUAUGCGCUACGGUGGUACCUGGAUCAAAGUCGAUCGGGCGCGGGAACAGCACACACUCGAUCUGCAUAUGGGAGUUCCUUGGGAGACAGUGCAACUAACUGCGUUUGGAAGAGAUAAAAAUUUGUACUUUAGAAUUCUGGAAGAAGCAAGACACCUGGCCCUCAAAAACACCGAAGGUAAAACCAUAAUGUACACUGCCAUGGGAUCUGAAUGGCGGCCAUUCGGCCAUCCACGAAAGCGACGCCCUAUAAAAUCGGUUGUUCUAGAUACCGGUGUAUCGGAUCGUAUUCUACACGAUUGUCGCGAGUUUAUACGGAAUCCUAAAUGGUACGACGAUCGAGGGAUUCCCUACCGCAGAGGCUAUCUUCUGCAUGGGCCACCUGGCUGUGGUAAAUCAAGUUUCAUCACUGCAUUGGCAGGAGAAAUUGAAUUUGGCAUUUGUCUGCUGAACUUAUCGGAACGGGGACUGACUGACGAUCGAUUGAACCACCUAAUGAAUGUUGCACCCCAGCAAUCGAUUAUUCUGCUGGAGGACAUUGAUGCAGCGUUCCUUUCACGCGAGGAUACCAAGCAGCAAAAGGCUGCUUACGAAGGACUAAAUCGGGUUACGUUCAGUGGUUUACUGAACUGUCUCGACGGUGUAGCUUCCACCGAGGCGAGGAUCGUAUUCAUGACAACCAACUAUUUGGAUCGAUUGGAUCCCGCAUUGAUUCGGCCGGGACGUGUGGAUGUUAAGGAAUACGUGGGAUACUGCAGCAGACACCAGCUCGAGGAAAUGUUUUUGCGUUUCUACACCAACGAAGAAGGUGCGAUUAAUGCGAAAAUUUUUGCGGAUAGCGUUCUGAAAACCGGCAAGGAUGUAAGUCCCGCGCAGAUUCAGGGAUACUUUAUGAUUCACAAAAUGUCCGAUCAGCGAACGGUGCUGGAUAAUGUGGCCCAUAUAUGGGAAAAUUAGCGAUCGUUCUCGUGUAGUUUGUUUGGUGAGGCUGAAAGUGUAGACUGAUGUUGAAUAAACUGCGAGAACGCCAUUGAGCAAAGUAUCUGUUUAUGAGCAACUUGGUCGUUAGUUUUAGUAGCUAUAUCUUUACACAUAAAUUAAAUGUACUACGUUUUACAACAAGAACAGAACGUUUUAUGUUUUUUUUGCAU
This is a messenger RNA of Topomyia yanbarensis, 1466 nucleotides long. RefSeq names its product mitochondrial chaperone BCS1 (gene Bcs1). The transcript has 2 exons. NCBI's taxonomy places the organism in Eukaryota, Metazoa, Arthropoda, Insecta, Diptera, Culicidae. Gene Ontology annotation, molecular function: ATP binding; ATP hydrolysis activity. Gene Ontology annotation, cellular component: mitochondrial inner membrane. The record is from RefSeq and is a predicted model, not a curated record. Gene Ontology annotation, biological process: protein insertion into mitochondrial inner membrane from matrix; mitochondrial respiratory chain complex III assembly. Bases 1 to 1272 code for a protein of 423 amino acids.